Hymenoscyphus albidus is the source of this 2636-nucleotide messenger RNA. The record is from the annotation of a GenBank genome assembly. NCBI's taxonomy places the organism in Eukaryota, Fungi, Ascomycota, Leotiomycetes, Helotiales, Helotiaceae.
CUUCAAGCGAGGGUUCUAGAACUUGGUUGCCUUAGCCCCUUUUUAUUAUGCCUUUUUUCUAUAUAAAUAGCACGAGAAGCGUUUUGAGUUUUGAGACAGGGAUACUUGGAUCGGGCAAGAUAACGACACUGCAAAGACCACCUGACACCUAAUAGUCAGUGCUUCUUUCCUCUACGCUGUUGCUUGAGAUUCGAAGAUAGAUUUCUAGAAUUUCACGCCCUUCGAGUUUGCAUGAGAUGGUCUUGACACACUGACCAGAUCUUCGAAGAGAGUGAUAGCGAUUGUUGAAAGGGGUUAUCGGUUAUGACUUGGAAGUCUUGACUCUUGAGGCUGAAACUGAGGUCCUUCACGCGUAGGUGAACACACUUCACUCUUCACAUUUAUCUACUUCGUCUCGGCAUAUUUACUUGAAUUCUGGGAUGGAUCUGUGGUCUCUCAGGAAUACUUACUGCUAGCGAGGCGGGUGUUGAUCCUCUGCAAGCGUCAAAGUUAAGGUUGGCUGGAGCCGCGCUUACUCUUCUCAGUUGCCAAGCCUCGCAAGCCUUGUGGUGUUGUACCUUAGGCGCCCCCACCCCCGACCUAACAAACAUCAGCGCCGACCGAUUUACCAGCAGCAGUCGCAAACCACCUGCACCCUCCAAGUAUCUUAACCCUCUCCCUCCACUCCCGACCGUCGCCCAAAUCCAGCCGAGGACUCUUAGCUCAUACAUCCAUCUAUCCACUAUUCCCAAGUCCAUUCCCAUUCCCAGUUCCAGAAUAUCUCUGCCGGGCAACCUGAUUGCAAGAGAGGCAAUCAAGCCCCGUGUGAGACCGCAGUCCAGUCCCAUCUACUCGUAGAUCUCCAGAGUCCAAAGCCAGAACCACCUGGGUACCGCAACGCACCUCCGCAACCCUGCGAUAGCUUCACCGAGAACCCCCUCUGCCACCGAGUCCUCUCGCUGGCACCAGCUCGAACCACACGAUGAUCCAAGGAUCUCACGUCUACUCUCACCAGCAUUCCUAUAACCCUCAGCCCGAGCAAUCAUGGAUGCACCAGCAGAGUCACCAUCAGCAUGCCCAGCAGCAGGUUGCUGCCGCUCAGCAACAACACUUUAACCGUGUUGCUGCCAGCCAUAAUGCCGCUGCCCCGCUGGCAGUAAAUCAACAUGGACCGGAACCAGUUAUCGACAAUGUGACGGAAGAGAAUAGGAGGACACUGAACUUUAUAUCGGAUUUGUUACAGGAGGAUACAAGAGAGGCGGCUCUGCUCGAACUGAGCAAGAAGCGUGAGCAAGUUCCAGAGCUCGCGUUGAUUCUUUGGCAUUCAUUUGGUAGGGUUGUACGACUGGCAUGCCUUUCUAGGUACUAACAUUCUUUAGGCGUCAUGACUUCGCUCCUUCAAGAAAUCAUUUCUGUCUACACACUACUCAAUCCCUCUCAACUCACAGCUGCCGCAUCCAACCGAGUCUGCAAUGCGUUGGCACUUCUGCAGUGUGUUGCUUCGCACAAUGAAACCAGAGCACUCUUUUUGAAUGGUAUGGACACGCGCAUGAGCACACAGAAAUCAGGAUAUCUUGCUAAUACAAUCUUCAGCACACAUUCCCUUGUUUCUCUACCCCUUCCUCAAUACCACUUCGAAGUCAAGACCCUUCGAAUACCUCCGAUUGACAUCCCUCGGUGUCAUCGGUGCCCUUGUCAAGAAUGAUUCUUCGGACGUCAUCAACUUCCUCCUCACAACCGAAAUCAUUCCUUUGUGCCUUCGAAUUAUGGAGACGGGUUCCGAGCUGAGCAAGACAGUGGCCAUCUUCAUCGUUCAGAAGAUCCUUCUCGAUGACCAUGGACUCAACUAUAUCUGUGCCACGUAUGAGCGGUUCUAUGCAGUCGGCACAGUGCUCAGCAAUAUGGUAUCACAACUGGUAGAACAGCAGACCGCAAGGCUUUUGAAGCAUGUCGUGCGCUGCUUUUUACGGUAUGUCACCGAUGAAAUGCAACCGUUGUAGGCAAAACUAACUCGAAAUAGCCUUAGUGACAAUGCCCGAGCUCGUGAAGCCUUACGACAAUGCCUUCCUGAACCACUCCGGGAUGCUACUUUCUCCUCGGUCCUCCGUGAUGAUGCUGCAACCAAGCGCUGCCUCGCACAACUUUUGAUCAACUUGUCGGACAAUGUUGUCGAAUCUUCGGGAAAUCAUCAAGGAAUAUAAUCAAAAUACACUCCCUUAAUUCUCCCUGUAACAUACAACAUUAACUCUCCACGACGCGGCGCGCAAGCGCGAGAAAUUUCAUCUCUGGUUCAGGCAUGGAUAAAACGAUACCCGGGUCUCUAUUCGUCAAAAAACAGAUUGCCAGUUUUGCCACUGGUAAGUAAACAAAGGUUUCAGGACAGCUCAAUUUUGCUGGAAAGAGUCAGUCGGGUUUUUAGGUGUUACAUGAUGGGGAUUUGUUUUUCGGUUUGCGAAAAAUCGGGGUUUUUCCUGCUUUGCGAUGCGUUUACUUUCAGAUCUAUUUUCGUUUUUUUCCGUAAGCGGGGCUUCUCAUUUCCCUUUUUACUCUCUCUCUCUCUCUUUUUCAUCAUUCUGGUGUCUUUGGCUUUGGUCUCUUGCAUUUACGGGAUGGAGUUUAUAAGGAUUCAUGGUGGGUGGGGGCCGUGGAAUGGCGGG